UCUAGUCUUGACUUGACGAGCGCGUCUCCGGUUUGGAAAGUUUGCAUCGUGGAAUCAGGAAGUCCAGUAAAAGGCUUAUGUUUAAUAGUAAUUUGUGUCUAACACCACCAAGGACAGUAAAGCUGUGUUUACCCUCUCUUGACGCCUCAGCCAUGCGAGUGAAUCCAGGCCUCCUUUCUGUGGAGGAACACUGCUCUGAUAGUGGGUAACCUAACCACUGACUCCAGUAGGAAUGUCUUACUGGUCUGUUGGCCUUCCCCAGGACUCUGGAGACACUCCUGGCAACAUGGAGCAAAAAAGCAGCCCUGGGGAGGAAAUGGGAGCCAAAGCGUCGCUGGUGGAGGGCACUGGGACCAACUCUGCGCUGGUUCCUUCUCCCACUCUGGAGAACAUCCAGGCAGCUUAUGAAGAUGGAGAAGAAGAUUUUGCCAGGGAGCUGAUUCAACAAGCAUGUUGUAAGGAAUGCAGCGCAGGGAUGCCCAACAUUGACAGGGUACGUCUCCUGUGUGUGGCUACUCAGCAUGCCGAUCUACAUAGUGUGCGUUACCUCCUAAAAGAAGCUCGUAUCGCCGUGCCCCAGGAGCCAUCCAACAGCAACCCAGUCAUCCUAGCAGCAUACUACGGCCACACCAGCCUGGUCAAAGAGCUACUGGACUCCAUACCUGGUCCAUGCUUGAGGAGAGACUUGCUGAACUGGAUGCUGGCCACAUCUUGCCAGCAGGGUCAUCUGGACGUGGUCCGUCUGUUGGUCCAUAGCUAUGAUGCUGAUGCCAAGGACUGUGCCAUCCACAGUGAUGAAUUUGCUGUUAUCACUGGACUGCCACUGUAUGCUGCUGCACAAGCACGUAGUGAGGAGAUAGCUGGCUUUCUGCUAGAGAAUGGAGCUGGAUUCUCCUCAUACACACUGAUGGACCAUCCAGCCUUCAGCAAACAUCUCCUCAGACUCAGACUACACGAAGCCUCCAGUGCAGAAGGAGAUAAGGCCGUCAGUGUGUGUUGGAGUGGUCUGCAGCUGCCGUGGUUGGAGCUGGAUUGGUUCAUGGAUGUCUCCUCACGUAUCACCCACCUGGAUCUGUCAUCCAACUGCCUGGCUGCCCUGCCCUCUGUGGUGCCCUGGGGUCUCAUUCACCUGAAGACUCUGGAUCUGUCUGACAAUGCACUUAAGGAGCUGCCGUUAGCUCCCAGCUCCCAGGAGGUCAUCUGCUCCAGUUUACAACAGGUAAAUCUCUCUCAGAACCAGCUCAACAGUUUGCCUCCUGGACUACUACAUCUGACAAAAAUCCAGAGACUUUCUGCUGCCAAGAACCAGCUCACGGUCCUGUUUGACAUCCCUGACACUACUAACUGGAUCGGUCUUCGCAAGGUGGAGGAGCUUGACGUGUCCGACAAUUUUCUGACCAGCCUGCCCACAGCCAUCAUGCACCGUUUAAAAUCCUUGAGCUCGCUCAAUGUGAGCAAGAACCAACUGAACACCUUCCCUGACCCCUGGGCCUGUCCACUGAGGCAGUGUAAAGCUUUUUCCAAUGUGAUUGAGAGUCUUCCCAACACCAUCUCCAUCUUCUGGAGGGCUCAGCUGCAGGAGGUGGACUUCUCUGAAAACAACCUGAAGGAGCUUCCCUCAUAUAUCUUUGAACUGGAGGCUCUGGUCUCGUUGAAGCUGUGUGGGAAUCAGAUUGCAACACUCCCAGCCCCCAAUAAGUGGAAGUGCUGUCAGCUCAGGACCCUCGAUCUUUCCAGGAACCAGCUGGGCAAAACAGAGGAGGGGCCCAAAUCCAGAAAAUUGGCCUUCUUGACUACAUGGAACAGGAGGGACCCAGACCCUGUGUGUCCCAUAGAGUUUCCCAUUAUUCUGCGGGAUUCACUCGAAGUGCUUUACUUGAAUGACAACCAGCUGGACAGUGUUCCACAAUCACUGUGUGGUCUGCACAACCUCACUGAGCUCUACCUCUCCAAUAAUCCUGGAAUCCGGGAGCUUCCAGCAGAGCUUGGUCAGUUAUCCAACCUGUGGCAGCUGGACAUAGAAGACCUCAACAUUACUAAUGUACCACAGGAAGUGAGAAGAGAAGGGCCUUCGUCUGUCCUGGCUUUUCUCCGGGCACAUCUACGAAAAGCAGAGCCUUGCAGACUGUUGAAGAUGGUUGUGAUUGGUCCACCGAGGCAGGGGAAGUCCGCGCUUUUGGAGGCUCUGCAGACCGGCAAGGCCUCUCCCUUCACCCCAGUAGAAUGCUGCAUCUCCACCUCCAUCUGGGAGCUGGACAAACCCAAUGGAGGCAAAAACAAUAAGGACUCGGUGAUGUUCAACAUGUGGGACAUUGGUGGUCAAGCCAGCAUGUCCACAGUGAACCAGUGUUUCUUCACUGACAAGGCCCUGUACAUGGUGAUCUGGAACCUUGCUCUUGGAGAGGAGGCUGUGGCCAACCUGCAGACAUGGCUGCUCAACAUAGAGGCACGAGCACCCAACUCUUCAGUGGUGGUAGUAGGAACACAUUUGGAUCUCAUUGACACCAAGUUUCGCACAGAGAGACUGGCGACACUGAGAGCCUAUGUCCUGGCUCUGUGUCGAUCUCCAUCAGGGGCUCGAGCCACUGGCUACCCUGACAUCACCUGGAAGCACCUGCAUGAAGUGUCCUGUAAAACCCUGGAGGGUCUAGAUGGUCUGAAGACCCUGAUCUACAAUGUGGCUCUCUCCAUGAAAGACAACAGCAGCAGCUCGGCCUAUGGCAGUAAACUACUGGGCAGACUGAUUCCCAAGAGCUACUUGACCCUUCAGGAUACAGUGAUAGAAGAAAAACUGCGGCGUGAAUCCGAGGGAGAGGUCCAGUAUCUAACUAAUGCCCAGCUGGACAGCAUUAUUGAACAGAACCCAGGAAGUGAUAUCAGAGACUAUGAGGACCUGCAGACGGCCAUCAGUUUCUUGAUAGAAACAGGGACUCUGUUGCACUUCCCGGACACCAGCCAUGGCCUGUGUACCUUAUACUUCCUGUGUCCUGUGUGGCUGUCAGAAUGCCUGGAGAGGAUCGUACACCUCAAGUCCUCUCGCUCUGUAGCCAGGAAUGGAGUGAUCCGAACUGAAGACCUCAGGAUGUUGUUGGUGGGAACGGGGUUCACCCAGCAAACAGAGGAACAGUAUUUCCAGUUUCUGGCCAAGUUUGAAAUUGCUCUGCCUGUGGCUAACAAUAGCUAUCUGCUGCCCCACCUCCUUCCCCCUAAGCCAGCCAUGGACAUCCAUGGCUUCCGCCAGCAAACCACCAAUACACUUCAGCGCCUUUUCAAGAUGAGCUUUGUUCCUGCGGGAUUUUGGGAGCGCUUCAUCGCCAGGAUGCUCAUAAGCCUCACAGAGAUGGACCUGCAGUCAUUUGAGCCCAAAGCGAAAAACUCCAGGGGCCAGCAUAGCAGGAACUCUGUAAUCUACAGCUUUGCUGGAACACAGCAGAGGAACCGCUGCAGCACCUUCAGAGUACGACGCAGCCAGACCAUCUACUGGAAAGAGGGGCUGCUGGUCACUUUCGAUGGAGGUUACCUCAGCGUUGAGUCAUCAGAUGUCAACUGGAAGCGGAAGAAAAGUGGAGGCAUAAAGAUCAUCUGUCAGUCGGAGAUGAGGGAUUUCUCUGCCAUGGCGUUCAUCACAGACCAUGUCAACUCUCUGAUCGAGCAGUGGUUCCCAGCUUUGACAGCCAGUGAGAGUGAUGGGAGUCUCCUCAUAGAACAGUACGCCCCCUGUUCUCUCUGUGCCUCACUGGGCCAGCACAAGGAGGCCCAGCACCCGGACAGCCAGCCCGGCCAGGUCAGAGAGAAAAGAGGACAUGGAGAAGAUGGUAGAGGAAGUGGAGGAACAAAGGUUCAUUACUUUAACAUGGAGGACUGUGUGCUGGCUGCUGUGGAGAAGGAGCACAUCAUCUGUCCUCAGCACCCUGAUCAGCCAGUCCCACUCCAAGAACUGGUCCCAGAACUCUUCAUGACUGACUUCCCUGCGAGGCUGUUUCUGGAGAAGGCCAAGCUGGACUACUCUGAGGAGGAGAAUGACAUCCUUGGACAGGGCGGCAGUGGAACCGUCAUCUACCGUGCUCGCUAUCACGACCUGCCGGUGGCAAUCAAGCGCUUCCACUUUAAGAAGUGUCGACAGCUAACAAUCAGUAGUGACACAGACACCAUGGUGAAACAUCUGCAGUCUGCAAAUGCCUAUCGGAGCUUCUCUGAGUUUCGCCAGGAGGCCAGUAUGUUGCACUCUCUGCAGCAUCCCUGCAUUGUCUGCCUGGUGGGCAUCAGCAUUCAUCCACUCUGCUUCGCACUGCAGUUAGCCCCCCUGGGUAGCCUCAACACAGUGCUAGAGGAGAAGCACAAAGGCAAAAAUUCCAGUUACAUGCCGCUUGGUCACAUGCUAACCUUCAAAGUAGCCUAUCAGAUUGCAGCAGGACUGGCGUACCUUCACAGAAAGAACAUCAUCUUCUGUGACCUCAAAUCUGACAACAUCCUGGUGUGGUCUCUGGAGGUCCAGGAUCCAGUCAACAUAAAGCUGUCUGACUACGGAAUAUCUCGACAAUCCUUUCAUGAAGGGGCAUUGGGAGUUGAGGGCACACCGGGUUACCAGGCUCCUGAGAUCAGACCAGGGAUUGUGUACGAUGAGAAAGUGGAUAUGUUCUCCUAUGGUAUGGUGAUGUAUGAGCUGCUGUCUGGGCGAAGGCCUGCACUAGGAAAUCACCAGCUUCAGAUAGCAAAGAAGCUCUCCAAAGGCAUUCGACCAGUUCUGGGCAGUCCAGAGGAGGUUCAGUUCUACAGCCUCCACAGCAUGCUCACUGAAUGCUGGGACACAAAACCGGAGAAGAGGCCAAUGGCGAUGCAGUGUGUGAGGCAGAUGCAGGAGCCCAGUUUCCCCUGCCUCAGGUAUCUAUUGUCCUGUGACAGCCACUCACAGCUCUUCCUGUCCCAGCUGCAGGGACACAGCGCUGUGUUCUGGAGUGGAGACAAGGAAGACAGGAACUACAGUGUGGUGAAUGUGAAGAAGGGCCAGGUGGAGGUGAAGAGGAUGUCGUGUCCAGGCAGCAGGAUUAGCAGCCAGAUGAAGAUGUCCAAUUCAUUGUGGAUGGCCACUGAGGAACAGGAGGUGUUCAUCUACAGUCUGAAGGACAUGUGUCCACUCAGUCAACCCCAGAAACAGCUCUCCUGUCCAGCCGUCAUCACCUGCCUGUUCCCUGUCCCAGCUAGAGAGCAGAGCCUGGCCAGAGUGUUUGCAGGGAUGUCUGACGGCCUGGUGGCAGUGUACAGCCUGGUGGAGGACCUUCCUCUGGAGGGGGAGACUUACCUGUGUUCACACACUCUAAACAAGACGGUGUUUGGUCUGAAGGACACAGAUCCCAGGCAGAGGCCCUACUCGGUCAGGAGCAUGACUCUUGUCGGCAGUGGUUCCCAGUUGUGGUUCUCCAACGGACCGGGUGUGCUCGUCAUCGACUGUCUGAAUCUUCAGGCAGUCCGAAGAUUGGACCCCUACAGCCCACCAUCUUCCGUUGUAUCCAUGGCAACCAGCUUCAGUCUGUGGGGACAUGAAGCAGUCUGGACCCUGGAUGACCACACCAACACUCUGCUGCUUUACCACGCUGCCUCCUACGAGCUCUGCGCCAAGUACUGCUGCGGAGACACCAAUCCUCUGCGAGAUGUCUUCACUGUGCAACGUCCUGCAGGACUGACGACGGGGGCAAACACUGAUCUCAACACCAGACCAGACCCAAAAGAGAAGCAGGAAUGGACUAAUGGAGAAGUGACACUGAUAUACAGUGAAGAGGCCGGAACUCAGAUCAUCCAGCACCAGGAUUCACUGACAGACUACUGCUCCAUUUCAUCUAACUGCUCCCUGGAGCCACCAGAGUCAGACUAUUCUAGCACCGCAGAUCCCAGCUCGUUAGCCAGCUCCAGUAGUGUUCUACUGCCUGCAGACUUGGACGAGACGGACAGGAAGCAGGAGCUUCAGUCAUCCAUCAACCCUGAGUCUGAUCUGAACUCUGCAGAAACCCCAAACGCCACAACACCUCAGCUGCAAGCUUUCACUGUUCUGCCAGUGAAUGGAACUGUGUGGAUCCCCAGGCGAGGAGGAGAUGUGAUCGUCAUUGAGAUGCAGUCGCAUGCUGAACAGCUGAGGGGGCGUGUCAUUGCUGUCCUCAGUCCACCUGGAUGCUUCUCUUUGGGGAUCCUGGAAGAGGCAGCACUAGUGGCAAAGGAUACAGUUGUAUGUGGCUUUCGGAAGGAAAACAUGGAGUGGUGCCUGUGUGUCUGGAGGGGCUGGGGCUGCUACGAGCUGGAAGUCUUCUACCAGUCCUACGAGGAACUGGGCCGCUUGGAGACCAACAUGAGGAAAAGAAGGUAGCUGUUGUGCUGCGACAGCGAGGUGCAGAAUCACAGCUCUGUACGGUGGCUGUGCCGAAGGGAAUACACACUGACAGAGUGCCAGUGUUCAGAGCAGGGGGCUGCCAAACGGCAACAUCAGGGCGGCACAGGGCUGAGGCUCAAGCUGGGCAAAGCGGUUAUGCCCUCUCACCCCCCUACUACAUGCCUCAGCAACAGUAAUAAGUUAAGACCUCAAAAAAAUCAAUAAUCACACAGCUGAUGCAAAAACGCUGAGUCACAGAUCAAGGCUGUAAGAACAAAGGAUGCUUUAAUAAGUGCCCUUACGUCAGCCCAGCAGUCUGUCAGCCACUCCAGUAUGACUGGGAUUCAGCUCAAGAUGUGGUGAACUGUUUGGGGCUCGCUCCAGCUGCUGCAGUCUAUUGUUUAUUCCUUGUCUGUCAAUUUCAGUCUUCCUUCAUUGAACAGUCUGAAACGUUGUGCCCUCCGGAGGAGACCCGGGACGGGAACAUUCUUAAGGGACAAGUGAUGACUUUUUUUUUGAUGAACUGAUUUGAGUGAAGACAGAGCUGCUGUUUCUCAGCACAAUGCUUCAGUUUUGCUCGAGGUUGUGUUUUUUAUAUAUAUAUAUAAAACAGCAGGUGUUAGAUGGGUGGAUGCCAGUAACACUCCUGUGCCACAUGAAUCUGCAUGCUAGCUGCACCACUGGAACCCGAGAGGCCUGGAAGCAACAAACUGACACAGGCAUCUUUUGUGCAGAAUUAUGCAAAAGACCAGUUGUUCAUGCUUUGUUAUUUAAAUACAGUGCUUGUGGCAGAUUCUGAUUUAAAAGAACUUUUUUUUUUAUUAUGAAGCUCGAUUUUUGUCUUUGGAGCUUCUCCUCCGCUGGCAUCUGUGAAUAAUCUGAGAAGAUUAAAAGUAUUGUUGAGGUAUUACCUCUAAUAUUAAGUAGUCGUUGUGUCUGUUCCUCAUAGAGUUCACUACCCCCACAAGGGUUUCACAGGAAAUGGUGCAAAAUGUACGGCACCCAGACAGAAGACAGAGGCUGCCUCGUGGGCUUAUUUUAGUCGCCUUUAUUAAAGCACUCUGAUGAAUCCUCUCAGCUGCACUUUGUUUGACUGGACUGUAAACAGACACAUCGCUUGUUCACUGUUCCAUUUUCCACAAAGUAGCAGUUCAAGGCGGCCAGUGAAUAAUAUGAGCGUAAUUAGAAAAUUCACUGAACUCUGUUAUUUUUUUAAUAAAGUUAAAAAACUACUACCGAAGCUUCCAUGAUGUUUUGACAACUUGCCACCAGUUUUUCAUGGGGUUGUCUUUGUGUUUUCCAAUAAAAUGUAAUCAUUUUUGUUUUUUCUUUGUUAAUAUGUCAUGAAAUGUCAGCCAUGCAGAAAACCAUCUGAGAUGUAAUUAUUAGUGAGACAGAUGCUGUUUCUGAUGGGGAGAAGCACUUUGAUUCUCUGUAACUCCAUGAGUCAGAGUGCUUAUCCUACAAUCAGCCCUCAGUUCUGUUGUCUUUUAUUUGUGAUGUCUAAUCUUGUCCAAGGAUGUCUUAAAGUCUGAAGAAUGUAGCACUAAUCCUAAUAUCAUCAGAUCAUCAGAUGAGUUCCAUUUGGUGAAGGUGAUUUCCACAAUUAAUGAAACAUGUCUUAUCACAGACAUGGCACUUUGAUUCGGAAUUCAGUAAUAGUGCAUUACUGAGAACAUGGCUUUGGGUAAAGUGUUCGUAAAUAGUUUUUUUUUUUUUUUUUUUUUGGCAAGCUUACAGUUUCGUAAUGGCCAGCAAAGAGCUGUGUAUUGUCCUUAGCAUCCUUGUAGUAUAAGGCAGAGGUUAUUUAUUUACCACAGUGUAUAAUGAAACAAGUAUCGGAAUAGAUGUUUUACAUAAUCACUGUACUGAAUAAAGCUCUUUUAAUAAA
Messenger RNA from Mugil cephalus (flathead mullet), 8249 nucleotides. It is a transcript of the gene lrrk1, whose product is annotated as leucine-rich repeat kinase 1. Lineage: Eukaryota; Metazoa; Chordata; Actinopteri; Mugiliformes; Mugilidae. Bases 233 to 6355 code for a protein of 2040 amino acids. The record is from RefSeq and is a predicted model, not a curated record. Gene Ontology annotation, molecular function: protein binding; protein kinase activity; ATP binding. Gene Ontology annotation, biological process: protein phosphorylation. The transcript has 38 exons.